Molecule: messenger RNA, 2746 nt
Organism: Myxocyprinus asiaticus (Chinese sucker)
Lineage: Eukaryota; Metazoa; Chordata; Actinopteri; Cypriniformes; Catostomidae
Product: protein angel homolog 2-like
Exons: 10
Coding region: 566-2233 (555 amino acids)
Biological process (GO): 3'-UTR-mediated mRNA stabilization
Molecular function (GO): 3'-5'-RNA exonuclease activity; mRNA 3'-UTR binding
Source: RefSeq, a predicted model, not a curated record
AAUCCAGUCAAGCUCCGAUACAGUGCUUAAGAAAUAUGUCGUGUUUAGAAGCUUCGGUGUCAAACCGAAUAGAUAAUGAAUGAAAUGAAAAUGAGACGAGACAUGACGUCAUGUAACAAAUAUUAAACAAACAAAACACGAUGCAAAUCUGCGUAUACUUGAUGUAAUAUGAAUGUCAGCAACCAGACUGUGUGCGCGCUCCGGUGGUACGUGUGUGUGUGUGUGUUAUGACUGGUACAGGUUACUGGUAGAAUAUUUAGGAUCCUAAAACGUUCUUUUGAAUGACAAGCAAUUGAUUCAUUUGUUGCAUUUGCUUAGUUUUAAACAAAAUAGCACCAAACCACCCACAGAGCCAGCAAGACAUGAGCUGACAACAUCCAGCUGUAUUUAACUGUAACACCGAAAACAGUCAUUAUUUCUAGUAGCAUCGAGAGUUCCGCAGCGUUCACACAUUUUCAGCUUAAAGAUGGUGCCAGAAAAUGCGGUUUUAUGAUAAGAGGACGUUAAUGCCCUGACACACACACAUGUAAACUAUGUCAGACCAGGUGUUACCCCAAAUCAUCCCAUGUUUGGCCGCUACCUGAGAACAGUGGGCUCUCCUCCAGCUCAGACUGUUGUAAGCCACUGGAGACAGUGGUAUCAGCCUGGUCAUUUAUGUUGGACACGACCACCACACCUGCAGCAUCCCUCUCCCUUCUUCAGCACUGUCAGACACCCCGCUAAUAGGCCUCUGGAUCCCUACAACUGGAGCUCCUGGAGGCAAAGUGGGAUAUUGCCACACACUUACCCCAGACGAGGCCUUCAUCUUUCUAGAGGUCUGAUGGAAUGCUCCGACAGGGAGCCACCACAGAAGAGGAGGAAGAGUGCUGAGAGGAGGUUGCCAGGUGAAAAAUCUUCACACUCACCUAAACAUUCACCUCCAAAAGGCAGCAGGAGCUCAGGAGGAAGCCCUGAAUGGCUUCGGAAUGUAACUGCCGUUCCAGUCCCUCCUGGGAAAUUUCUUUCAAGCCCAAAGAGGACUGUGGAAGUACCAGAGUUAAAGAGACAUUGGGAGGAUCUUUCUCACCUCUGUAACGUUACGACAUCUGCGAAAGGGGGGAGACAAAAAUGGCCAUUUGAUUUCUCUGUGAUGUCCUACAAUAUCCUCUCCCAAGACCUGCUCUGUGAUAAUGGUUACCUUUACAGACACUGUAGUCCUCCUGUACUGGACUGGCGCCAUAGGUUUCCUAACAUAAUGAAAGAGCUGGAACAGCACAGUGCUGAUAUAAUGUGCCUGCAGGAGGUUCAAGAGGACCACUAUAAAGAACAAAUCAAACCAUCUCUAGAAUAUUUAGGCUACCACUGUGAAUACAAACGGCGAACAGGUCUGAAGCCUGACGGCUGUGCUGUGGUCUUCAAACGUGAGCGCUUCUCUCUGGUGUCCUGUCACCCUGUGGAGUAUUUCCGCCGUGGGAUCCCUCUACUGGACCGUGAUAAUGUGGGCCUGGUUCUGCUGCUGCGGCCCGUAGACCGAAAUAGCUCUCUUACCAACGUCUGUGUGGCCAAUACACAUUUACUGUACAACCCUAGACGUGGGGACAUUAAACUGGCGCAGCUGGCUAUGCUGCUGGCAGAGAUCAGCCAAGUGGUCCAGUUACCUGACAGCAGUGUUUGUCCUGUGGUGCUCUGUGGGGAUUUUAACUCUGUUCCCUGGUCUCCUUUAUAUCGUUUUAUUAAAGAAAGCAGACUGGAAUAUGAUGGCAUGCAAAUCGGAAAAGUGUCAGGACAGGAGGAAAACCCAAGAGGACAGCGUAUUCUCGCUGUGCCGAUUUGGCCUAGACAUCUGGGCAUCUCUCAGCAGUGCCAGUAUGAAGCACCAACCAGAGAUUCUGACGUGAGGGAUUUAGAGCAGGCAGCUUUAGCAGUGCUAGAUGGUUUAACCAAGCCCAGCAUUGAGCAUGGUUUGAAGCUGACUUCUGCAUACUCGCACUACUUAAAAGAGAGUGGUCAACCUGAGAUCACCACAUGCCACUCACGGACAGCCAUUACCGUUGAUUAUAUCUUCUACUCAGCGGCUCUGGGGGACGUGACGGCUCAGCCAGAAUGUAGUGUGUCACCAGAGAGGGGUCUGCAGCUGCUGGGCAGGUUAGCCCUGGUGGGAGAAACUGAACUCCAGGAGGUCAACGGCCUUCCAAACCAGCACAACUCAUCUGACCACCUGCCACUUCUGACACGCUUCCGUCUACACCCUUGAACUGAUGUACCAGUACCAUACCAUGCCUAUAAAUCAGUUUGUGGCCAGAAGAGGAAUAAUGUUUUGGAUUUUCAAUACGAAUACAAACAUUUUUUGUAAACUCUUCAACCCAUGCCAUGUGUAUUGUACACCAGCGAAGAAAUGACUAAUGUCAGUAACUUGGAAAUUACUUGGAUCACAUCUUUGGAUUAUAUGACGAACUUAAAGCAGUGGAGCGUGAAUUGGAAGCUUGUCUGUAAUUUCUGAGCAUAGUUACCUUUUAUCCAAGGUAUUACAGGGCAGUGACAUACACACUGUUCCUAAUGGAUUAAGGGUGUUUUGUUGUAAAAUUUGGCAGCUUUGACAAUAAUCAAGUCAGUGCAUGAUGUUUAAAUGUUUUAUUUUUUUUAGUUGUGACUGAUUUUAGGAGGCAUCUCUGUUUCAGACCUGCAUACAUUUUAAAAAGGGAUUAAAAAAAAAAAAGAGCAAAAUAAAUGAUUUUAUCUUCAACGAGCUACUAAUAUGUGUCAUUUG